Molecule: messenger RNA, 381 nt
Organism: Striga asiatica
Lineage: Eukaryota; Viridiplantae; Streptophyta; Magnoliopsida; Lamiales; Orobanchaceae
Source: the annotation of a GenBank genome assembly
UUGCCACCUCAGCUACCGGGAGCAUGGCCCCUAAUUGGCGGUGGCCAAACCCCGGUGGCUCGGGUUUUAGGAGCCAUGGCGGACAAACACGGAUCAAUCUUCUCUCUCAAGCUCGGUAGCCAUUUGGCGGUGUUUGUAAGCCGGCAGAGCCUCGUAAAAGAGUGUUUCACCACCGGAGACCGGAUUUUCGCCAGCCGUCCCGACACGUCAAUCACCAAGCAAAUCGUCUACAAAGGCGCGGUUUUCGCGUUAGAGCCCAACGGGCCCUUCUGGUGUGACAUUCGAAAAAUCGUCACCGUUCAUCUCUUUUCCGGCCACCAGCUCGAGAAAUUGAGCCAUGCACGAAAAACGGAGGUUGACUCGUCGAUUGCGGAUUUGUAG